AUGAAGUUUGUGCGCCAGCCCCUACUCAAUGAUUCCCCGUUUUUGUUCUCGGAAGAAUCACGGUUCUUGAUGCACAUUUUCGCCACGCAAACUGCCCAAAUGCUGUUCCCGGCAGCACCUGAGUUCUUUCUCCGCAGGAUGAUCAGCGCCGCCUUGGAGACGCCACAUCUUCUAUACGCGCUGUUGGCUAGCUCAUGUAGCCAUCAUGGCCGGCUUGUCCGCGAUUCCAGCCCGGCCUCAAGGGUUAUCUUGUUGAAAUAUACCAGUCUGGCCAUAUCCGGGCUCAGAGAAGCGCUUUUGGAUCCGGAGCAGGCGACGAAAGCCGAGACUGUCACAACUGCAAUGGCUUUGUGCACAAAUGAUGUCUGUAAUGGGGAUAUGGACGUAGGGCGCGCUCACCUUCGUGGGGUAUUACGGCUCUUGAUGACGUUUCUUGAGCACGAAAGGAUGUCAUAUCACAAGAUGAACGACACAUACGUUCAAUGCCUGGUGAAGUGGUUCAGAAGUAUGGAUGUUCUGGCCGCGCUCUCGGGAGUACACGGCGAGUGCAUUCAUCGUCCGGGUAGUGGCGCGUUGGAUCAGCUGUCAGACCACACUAGCUGGCAUGUUGAUUGUAUUAGCGGCUACUCGUUAAGGCUAAUGCCAAUACUGGCGAGAAUAUCAAAGCUGGUCAAAGAGGUAAGACAUCUCGCCCAUGGAACAGUGGAAACAGAUUGUGCACUGCCGCGCGGAACAAGGAUCCAAGCCGAGGAGCUUGAAAUGGAGCUUUACCAAUUCCUUGAGCCUCGUACGUCGAACGACGCGUUGUCUUGCGGCGGAAGUGUCGUUAUUGAAUUGCGUUGCUCCCAUUUUGCUUUUGUCCACGCUGCACUACUUCACCUCCACCGGCGGGUGCAACUGCUUCCCAAGGCCCAUAUCAAGGUUAGGACAGAUGUCGCAAACAUUCUCGAUAUCUUGCGCUUCAUCGAGCCCGACUCGUCUAUGAACGUACUGCUUCUUUGGCCAGUAUUCAGCGCCGGAUGUGAGACUGAAGAGUGGGAGGUACAGAAUGAAAUCUUCACUCGCAUGGGGCACAUGCAGGAUCGGGGCAUGGGUAACUUUACCAGGGCCAGACAGGUUUUACGUCAAUAUUGGACAUUCGGUAGCCAUCUACCUUGGGACCUUCACCUUGAACAACUUGGGCUUCAGCUCAUACUGUUCUAG
Penicillium diatomitis is the source of this 1203-nucleotide messenger RNA. Its product is annotated as transcription factor domain-containing protein. The record is from RefSeq and is a predicted model, not a curated record. Gene Ontology annotation, biological process: positive regulation of transcription by RNA polymerase II. Lineage: Eukaryota; Fungi; Ascomycota; Eurotiomycetes; Eurotiales; Aspergillaceae. The coding region runs from base 1 to 1203 and encodes 400 amino acids. Gene Ontology annotation, cellular component: nucleus. The transcript has a single exon. Gene Ontology annotation, molecular function: transcription cis-regulatory region binding; DNA-binding transcription factor activity.